This is a messenger RNA of Rangifer tarandus platyrhynchus (Svalbard reindeer), 825 nucleotides long. The record is from the annotation of a GenBank genome assembly. NCBI's taxonomy places the organism in Eukaryota, Metazoa, Chordata, Mammalia, Artiodactyla, Cervidae.
AUGAUGAGGGCACACUUGAUACAAGAGCCUGGAAACCUGGCCGGCGUCCGGCACAUCAUCCUCGUCCUCUCGGGAAAGGGGGGCGUCGGGAAGAGCACCAUCUCCACGGAGCUGGCGCUGGCCCUGCGCCACACGGGCAAGAAGGUGGGGAUCCUGGACGUGGACCUGUGCGGCCCCAGCAUCCCCCGCAUGCUCCGAGCGCAGGGCAGGGCGGUGCACCAGGGCGACAGCGGCUGGGUGCCCGUCUUCGUGGACCGGGAGCAGAGCAUCUCCCUCGUGUCCGUGGGCUUCCUGCUGGAGCAGCCGGAUGAGGCUUUGGUGUGGAGAGGCCCCAGGAAGAACGCGCUGAUAAAGCAGUUUGUGUCCGACGUGGCCUGGGGGCAGCUGGACUACCUGGUUGUGGACACGCCCCCAGGGACCUCUGACGAGCACAUGGCCGUGGUGGACGCCCUGCGCCCCUACAGUCCCCUGGGGGCCCUCGUGGUCACCACGCCCCAGGCUGUGUCUGUGGGGGACGUGAGGCGGGAGCUGACCUUCUGCAGGAAGGUGGGGCUGCGGGUGAUCGGGCUCGUGGAGAACAUGAGCGGCUUUGUCUGCCCCCACUGCUCGGAGUGCACCAAUGUCUUCUCCAAGGGAGGCGGUGAGGAGCUGGCGAGACACGCCGGAGUCCCCUUCCUGGGCUCGGUGCCUCUGGACCCCGAGCUAACGCGGAGCCUGGAGGACGGCCGGGACUUCAUCCAGGACUUCCCCGACAGCCCCGCAUUCCCUGCGCUCUCCUCCAUCGCCCAGAAGAUUCUCAGUGAGACGCCCGUGGGGCUCUCCUGA